UCGCAUGAUAUUUUAAUGUUCGCAUAUUUAUCCGGAUCAUACAACUGCUAUGAAUACAUCCGACUCAAUCAAUCGGCGAAUGAGAAAGAUGAUUUCCCUCAUCACCACAUUGCUUAUUUCCACUUCUGUCACCAGCCAACAGCAUCAGCUUUCCCGCAGCAGUAUCCUUUAAGUCCAGGGUGCUAUUCCGGGGAACAGCAUCAACAGCAACAGCAGCAGGACCUGGCCAUCGAUAGUAUUUCGAGCAAUUUUCCCCAUCGGAGAUCCCGUGCUUCACGCACAUUGAAGAAUCCUCCUCAGCCACAUAUCUGUGUCAUCAAGGGCAAGGAGGUAUUCAUCAAUGUACUCAGUCGGAUUUGAAUCGUCAAUCCAGACAACCCGGAUGCACCGAUUCCAUUAUAUACCUUAUUUUUAUUAUACAUGGAUUUUUAUUAUUUUUUUUCAAUAAAAUGAUUAAAAUCGA
This is a messenger RNA of Toxorhynchites rutilus septentrionalis, 463 nucleotides long. RefSeq lists its product as uncharacterized. Lineage: Eukaryota; Metazoa; Arthropoda; Insecta; Diptera; Culicidae. The coding region runs from base 16 to 360 and encodes 114 amino acids. The transcript has 2 exons. The record is from RefSeq and is a predicted model, not a curated record.